Messenger RNA from Macrosteles quadrilineatus (aster leafhopper), 2143 nucleotides. It is a transcript of the gene mtTFB2, whose product is annotated as dimethyladenosine transferase 2, mitochondrial. Gene Ontology annotation, molecular function: rRNA (adenine-N6,N6-)-dimethyltransferase activity; mitochondrial transcription factor activity. The record is from RefSeq and is a predicted model, not a curated record. The coding region runs from base 262 to 1677 and encodes 471 amino acids. Gene Ontology annotation, biological process: transcription initiation at mitochondrial promoter; rRNA methylation. The transcript has 7 exons. Gene Ontology annotation, cellular component: mitochondrial matrix. Lineage: Eukaryota; Metazoa; Arthropoda; Insecta; Hemiptera; Cicadellidae.
UAGGGUUAGGUUAGAACUUAGAUUAGGUUAUGUUAUGUUUAUUUAUUUGACUAAAUAAACUAACUAAGUGAUAUUCUCGUGAUGUGCUUUUACUAUCACAAAUCGUGCUAUUGCGACUGUGUUUAGGUUUGUUUCGCUCAGAAACAAUCAGUUGUUACUGUAUUAAUUCUUGAUUUAUCAUCACUAGCCUAUAUUUUUAUGAACGGUUCAGGUUAACACAUCCAUUAUGUUCAUGUAAUUAGUAAUUUUUAGGUGUUAACAAUGCUAUUUAGAAACUAUUUGAGACAUUUUGGGCUCAAUCACUGUGCUUAUAAAAGGAUAGGCCUAGGCCUAGUCUCUAAUUUAAACGAAUCAGCUCAGACUUCAAAUGAAGUUGAGUCAUCAUAUGAGGAAUCUGACAGCUUAGAAAACCCUCAGCCAGUCAAAUUAAGCCCCAAGCAAAAGCAUAUCAAUAAAAUUAAUACUUUUUAUAAUGCCUACCCACAUUUAACCCCUUUUAAAAACUUUCUCCCAGCAUCAUACCUCUUUCAGAAACCUGCAAUGAAAGAUAAAUUAAGAAUUUUCCUAAUUGACAAAGAAGUUGCAUGUGAUAUUAUGAAGAAGCUUCAGGCACAUCUUGAAACCUACAGUGGACAUGUCAUUGAAAUUGGUGCUGGAGCAGGGGUUCUUACUGAAGAAUUGUUAAAAACCCAGUUACAAAAUUUGAGAAUUUAUGAACCAGAUUCUGACCUUUAUGACCACCUAAAGAAACUGAUAGAGCUCCACAAAAGCAGUGCAAGAUUAAUAAAGGCAGACUUACAACACCUUGGAAAUAUCAUAAAAUCAGAUGCCCUAACCAACGGGGAUAAGAUGAGAAUGAUAUUUGAUGGUUUGCCAUCUUUGAAUUGGGAAGAUGAACCUGCUGUGAAGGUAAUUGGAGCAAUGCCUAAUGAAAGGUUCAUAGCACAUAUCAUGCUUUCCAUAACUCUGCAGACCGGGCUGUGUCAGCUUGGAAGGCCAGAGCUGUUUCUAAUGUUUCCUGCUGAUAUAUAUGAGAAGCUCACAUCAAAUCCAAGUAAUCAGAAAAAUUACAGAAGCAAUUGUGUAGCAUUUCAAGUCUUGUUUGACCAUGAAGAGUUAGCUAGACUACCAGAGAAAGCAUUUGUUCCUUGGUGUGCCAACCCAAGGUCAAAGAAUAAAUCAAAAGAGAACAAAGAAGCAAGUGACAAUGUAUGCCUGGUCAGAAUAACACCCAAAAGAGACCUGUUACAAAGAAUAUCUCCAGAUCUGCUCAGAAACUUUUUAUAUUUUGUGAAAUUUAUGAUGCGUAAACAAUCUGCCUCAUUAAUUGACCUAAUGGAAAGGUGGGUGCCGGGUUGUGGAGUUCGCCUCAUUACAAGAGGUUACACUAUAUAUACCGAUUGUGGCUCCCUCACUCCAGAUGAAUAUCUGGAGAUCUUCUUAGAAUUUACAUCAUGGCCAGAAUUUAGUUCUUCUUCUUUUAUCCUGUCGGCAGAAAGUUUUUUGGGAGGACUUUUACAGAACGAUCUUCAAGAAGAACUAUUUUCAGAUGCAAAAUUCAGCAGACUAUUUCACAGAGAAACCAAUGUGCCUGAGGAGGAAGAAGAAGUUUUUGACAACAAUGCUAACUUAGAACUUAGAGACAAAAGUAUAAAUACUGAUAUCCAAGGUGGCUAGUAAAAUAUGCACAUACUAUGGAUAGCAUUUGAAUUGUACCCCAUAGUUCCUCAUACACAAUUAGACUAGAAGUAAAUUAUUUUUUGAUCGGGCAUUGGACAGUCAGAAAAAAAUAUUCCUUAAGUAAUUUUUAGAUAAAUAUGUUCAAGACCAGAGCUUGGGCAGUAUCUUCAUAAAUUUAAAAAUCUUAUUUAUUUUGGAUUUAUACAAAAAAGACAAAAUAUUUAAAUGUGACUGAUUUAGUGGACUGUUGUCAAGUGAAUAUUGAACGAUCAACGUCAAGUGCACCUUUAAAAAAACAUGUUUUUUUUAUCAAAUAUAUGUUACCGUUAAUCCUCUGGUGAUAGUGACUAAUGGAGAAAAGCAGGAUUGGCUGGGCUUUGAUGUCAUUUGCAAGUGAUGUCAUUUCAUUGCCAAAAUGUUUUGGUUUUCAAAUGUUUCAGAUUAUGCAUUUAAACGAAUUAAU